CGCUCCCUGCCUCCAGCCGCUUCCAGUCCUGCGCACUGGGCGUGCGGCUGGCGGGGCGGGGCGGACUCCGGCAGCCAAUCGCAGGGGCCGCCGGCCGGGCUGCCACAGAGGGAUGGAGGCUGAGAGCAGGGUACCGGGGCCCCCGCUCUCCGGCUCCCCGCCUGGCGGCGGGGGAGGAGCCGCUGCUGUUGAGCCCCGGCCGGGCCCCCCCGGCGCAGCGCGGGCCCCGCCGCCCCCCGCCUCCCCGGAGCAGCUGGCCUUUGACGACGACGAGGAAGACCUGGAGGUGUUCAGCAAGGAUACAUCACUGACUGAGGCAAAUUCAUUCAGUCCUUUGAUACCAACAUCCCCCUCUUCUAUGAUAAACCAGUACAAGUUUGAAGAUGAGCCAGAAUUAAGGGAUCUCUUCAUUACUGUUGAUGAUCCUGAAAGUCACAUUACUGCCAUUGAGACUUUCAUUACCUAUAGAGUUGUUACAAAGACAUCUCGUGGUGAGUUUGACUCCAGUGAAUAUGAAGUUCGAAGACGAUAUCAAGAUUUCCUUUGGUUGAAGAGCAGACUUGAAGAAGCACAUCCAACACUGAUUAUUCCUCCAUUGCCUGAAAAAUUUAUAAUGAAAGGAAUGGUGGAACGAUUCAGUGAUGAAUUCAUUGAGACUCGAAGGAAAGCAUUGCAUAAAUUUUUGAACCGAAUUGCUGAGCAUCCAACUUUGACUUUUAAUGAAGACUUCAAAAUAUUUCUUACGGCACAAACCUGGGAACUUUCAUCUCACAAGAAGCAGGGUCCUGGCUUGUUUAGCAGGAUGGGACAAACUGUAAGAGCUGUAGCAUCCUCAGUAAGAGGAGGAGGAGUUAAAAAUCGUCCUGAUAUGUUUACAGAUAUAAAUGACUAUAUGGAAACAUUUAAUCAGAAAAUAAACUUGCUAGACAAAAUAUCCCAAAGAAUUUACAAGGAAGAAAGGGGGUAUUAUUGUGAAAUGAAGGAAUAUGGUCCAAUCCAUACUCUUUGGUGUGCAUCAGAAGAAGAUCUAGUAGAUUCGCUGAAAGGUGUUGCCAGCUGCAUUGACAAGUGCUGCAAAGCUACUGAGAAUCGAAUGGCAGGACUAUCAGAAAAUUUGCUGCCUGUUCUACAUGAAUAUGUUCUCUACAGUGAAAUAUUAACGGGUGUUCUGAAAAGAAGAGACCAAAUUCAGGCAGAGCUUGAUUCCAAAGUUGAUGCUUUAUCCAAUAAAAAGGCAGAAAAGGAUCUGCUUACAGAAGAGAUUGGAAAUCUUGAAGAUAAAGUGGAAUGUGCCAAUAAUGCUCUGAAAGCUGACUGGGAUAGAUGGAAACAAAACAUGCAACAUGAUAUGAAAACAGCAUUUCUUAAUGUGGCCGAAAAUAAUAUCCACUAUUAUGAACAGUGCCUUGCUACCUGGGAGUCCUUCCUGACAUCUCAAACAGUGGAUCUUCACUUGGGAGAAGAUUCUGAAGAUAAGCCUUGAAUAUAUUUCCAAUUGAUCUUCAGUGCAGUUUCUGCCAACCAAAGAAGUGCUCUUUAUAUGAGAUCAGAUACAUUAUGAAAUAAAACUGUAAGAAUCAGUGACAUCUGGAAAACCAGCCUAUUGAAAACUCAGGUAUUCUAGUGUCCUGAGCUACAUUUUUGGAUCAUGGUAUAUAUUGCUAUAUAUUGCUCAGUAAUGAUUUUACACAUUAUAAGCAAACACUUGCAUAAAAUUGUUUUCUUAAAUAUUGUGUAAUUUGGAUAAAAAUAUUUUAAAUAUGUAAAAACUCAAUUUUAAUAAAAAGUUUAAUACAAAA
Molecule: messenger RNA, 1799 nt
Organism: Chrysemys picta bellii (western painted turtle)
Lineage: Eukaryota; Metazoa; Chordata; Testudines; Emydidae
Gene: SNX7
Product: sorting nexin 7
Biological process (GO): autophagy of mitochondrion; protein transport; piecemeal microautophagy of the nucleus
Cellular component (GO): early endosome; phagophore assembly site
Molecular function (GO): phosphatidylinositol binding
Source: RefSeq, a predicted model, not a curated record